AAUCAGCUGUUUUCGUGCAUGUUUGAAAGAUCAACAAAUAAUAAAUCAUUAAAGAAGUAUUUAAUAAACACGUAGACGUAAUAAUAUUUUAACCCAAAAACAAUCAAGAGUUGCCUGAAAUUAAUUUGUCGUGCGGUCAAUAUGAUUGAAAUGACUUUGGAAGAAGAUUUACCUGAGGAAUUCAGGGGCGGUACUUUGAGAAUCGGGGCCGAAAACAAAUUAAAUGAGAGCUCGAAAGCUACAUCACCGAACAUAUUGACUCCCGCUGAUAAGACUGAUAAGGAAUCUGCAGAACUCAGUAGUAAUAACAACAAUUGUCACUGGAGAAAUGCUUUUAUUGCACCAUUUUCCUCUAUCCCAAAUAAAAUCACAGAAACUAUAUGGAGUUCUAAAAGUAAAGAAACUACUCCUGCGCCUAAUACUAUCGACAGAAGCGUACUACCGUCGAUUCCAAUCAAUGAAGACCCCAACAACUUCUUCACAUUCCGUGAUGGGGUUAUGGAAAGAGCCGUUAGAGAAUGUAUAAAUCAAUUUUUGGAUCCGACAACUGAGGGUCCACUAUAUGCUUCGUUUUUGCUCACCCAAAUUAAUCAUUGGGAUAUUGAUAAAGAAAGGCUCAUUCUAGUCACAGCCAAAAGUAUGGUUCUGGUUAAAUACGACUUUAUCGCAUUAAAGAGGCUGGACUACCAAAAAAUUUCUCUUAAUGAUAUCGAAGGAAUUAUAAUCGGUAACUUGGUUUAUCCAAGUGGAUCUUUAAUACCAAAAAUAAAUGGAUUUGUCGAUGGUCUGUCGAAUAUUUUGGAAAUUUGUAUGCUUAAAAAAUGGUCCAAAAAAGAAAGUCAGCAGCAGCUUGAAAGUUUGAAUCAAUCUAGAGAACGCAACAUGAAAGGUAUACGACUGUUGCUCAAGCAGGAGAAAUCCGACAAUUUGGCCUCGAAAUGGAACCCUUUCAAUAAUGAAGUUCCAUUUUGGACUUUUACCUUCCAUCCCCUGUACUUCCAUAAAGAUUGCACGGAUGAAAAAUUCCGAAGUUUGUACAACCUAGAACUGUUCAUCGAACAGCUGUGCACGGCGGUAAACAAAAUUAAGGAAAACAGCGUAAUACUACACCAUAACAUCUUACUAGAAAAUUACAUCGGAUUGGGGUCUAUAAUACACAACAGGAAUUCCCUUGGGUUUUUUAAAGUCAGAGGAAAAUUUAGUUUUUAGAGUAUCCAUAUAAAUGGGAGAUGUUUUCGAUGUGAUAUUUGUCAUUAUAUUGUUGUCAAUUAAAUCGGUUAUGUCCAAAUAACUCCUACUUAAAAUAUAUUUUUAAACCUCCACGCUUUACCGACAGUAAAUCGUCCGAAUUAAAUCCGGACCAAGAAUACUACAUAUCCUAUAGUUAUUUAGACAUAAUUGUCCCAAGUUAUACCUCGAAUGAUUCCAUUUUAUAAAUGUUUGUGCACAUAAUAUAUGAAUGUACGUAAAUACUGUACCGCACUUUUAUAUGGUUUAUUUACCUACUUUAUUGAUUUAUAAACUUUUAUUGGGCCUAAUAAAUGGUUGUUCUUA
Molecule: messenger RNA, 1554 nt
Organism: Anoplophora glabripennis (Asian longhorned beetle)
Lineage: Eukaryota; Metazoa; Arthropoda; Insecta; Coleoptera; Cerambycidae
Product: tumor protein p63-regulated gene 1-like protein
Exons: 6
Coding region: 142-1209 (355 amino acids)
Cellular component (GO): cytoplasm
Source: RefSeq, a predicted model, not a curated record